Molecule: messenger RNA, 2590 nt
Organism: Fomitopsis serialis
Lineage: Eukaryota; Fungi; Basidiomycota; Agaricomycetes; Polyporales; Fomitopsidaceae
Exons: 7
Coding region: 88-2496 (802 amino acids)
Source: RefSeq, a predicted model, not a curated record
CCCUCAAGUAGACCAACCUCCUCUGCACCAUCGUUCUUGAUCCCCCUCCCCCACCAUCACCCUGGCGAUUCCCCUUGUGUAGCUGUAAUGACUGUCAUGCCUGCUCCUACUCUCGCGCAGCAGCCUUUUGGUAUAUCCAAUGAGCCAGGAUCAGGUCCAUCGGUAUUCGCGGCUGAUCCUACGGCAUCUCUGCGUGAAGCUGCUCUUCUCACUCUCAAGUCUAGACGACGAAAGCUUGGAUCUGGUUCAGAACCCGCUGGCAUCCCUCCUCGUCCUCAGGCUGUGCAUGUCACCUCAGCAGACUCCUCUAUCCAGCUUGAUUACGGGCAAGAGGAGCCAUCUGGUGCGUUUUCUACCGCCUCGUCCGUACCGAAUCUGGCGCCACCCGCAAAGCCUGCAACGCCGGAACCCAAGGAAGAUGAUAGCCAAGGUCGAGAAGAAGGCGAGAUCAGCGACUCCGAGUCGACACCUGCCUCCCCUCUCCCUCAGCCCAAAGUCGCGCAAAAAGCGAAACCUACGCCUGCCCCAAGAGAAGUCGGCAAGCCUCCGACGCCAGCCAAAGCAUUGCCGAUCAAGACGACACCGGCCUCUUCGACGGGGUCGACAAGUAGCGCCGUGUCUACACAGAGUCCUUCUCAGUUGAUGCCGCCACCUCCCCCGCCUCUUCCAUAUCUGCUUGAUGAAACUCACGUCAGACCUGGCCUAGAAAUGACACAAGCCCAGUACGACACUGCCAAAGAUAUCGUGCUAGACCUAUUGGGCUGGGGAGUUGGUCCUGAAUACCUCGUCAGCUGUGGUGUCAGCCGAGAGAUAAUGUUCUACGUCUUCACAGAGCUCAACCUUCGUCUACCACCCAACUUCGAUGUUACGGGCAUUCCACCUUACCCACCUGCACCGACCGAUCUCAACGCCACGCCCACAACCAAUAUUGGUCGGUUGGAUUCUACGUCGCUGCAUCCGGCAAAUGGUCACGCAAACCCUCAAACCAACGGGCAAGCCUCCAGUAGCCAGACUGCCUUAUCCGCUACUGCUGCUGCCUUCGUUCCCGGUAUUCCAGGUUCCUCGUCUGCAGGGCCAAAUCUCUUCGACAUGGAACAGCAGCGAAGACAGGAGCUCCUGGCUCGCAAAGCCGCUAUUGCUUCUCGUAAGAAACAAGCCGCACCGUCGACGAGUACUUCGGGUGUCAAUCCCAUCGACGUAGCGAAGGAGUUAAAGGAUGUAGAGAUGGCGGAUGCGCUACCGGCGAAUACUGUAGACGAUUUCCUCAAGAGCAUCGACCCUGUACCCGAGAAGGAUACCGGUAAGGGCAAGGCUCCUACUCGCUUGUCCUCGACCCCCAGUCUCGGCACCACCACGGACGCGAUGGACGUCGACGAGGUCAUCCCAGGGCUGUCCAUCGACACUCGGAUAGCAUCCAGUGUGCAUACGUCGCCGUCCACCAGUCUCGUCCAAACUCCUACAACCGCCACAACCUCGCCCGUCUCCACCACUAGGCCAAAGUCUGCCGCCGCCUCGGUCCCGUCCACUGCGAAUCUGUCGCCCCAGUCUAUCGCGUCGUCUUCCGGUGAGCGAUCGCCGGUGAACACCAGUCCCAGUGAAACGGAAACAGUCCCAGGUCUCUCCUUCGAUCUGGCCAUGCCGGCCCCUGAACGUGGUCGGUUGGCGCCACCGGCGCGGAGAGGUACGAAGAGACCCGUAGCCGCCGACUUCGACGACGACACACAGCCACACGCCUCGCGGCCACGACCGAAUCAUGGUAAUGGUUCCAACAGCAAUCCUUAUCACCAAUCCUCUUCCAGGCGCAAUACUGGUACCUUCUCGGGGCUGAGUAAUAUGCGUCGUUGCGUGAUCGACCUAAGCGACAGCGAGGAGGAGGAGGAGGAGGAGGAAGGGGCCAUUAGUUCAAGGCAGGAUGGUAACACCUCAAUCCGUCCAACUUCAUCUCGUGGUGGACCACAGGCGGGAGCUUCGGUGGCACGUCAGAGUCCACCAGGGCGAGGCAGUGCCACACCGACACGUGUCUUGACGCCAGCUGCCUUGCAAGAGAAGGAGGAGGAGAUUCGGAAGAUGCGAGAACUGAUUGCGCAGCGCGAGCAGAAUCGGCUGCGUAAGCUAGCGGUUGCGUCUCGAUCAACACCGACCUCGACGUUUGAUGCCCCCGCACCAAACGGUGAUUUACAUGCCACUGCGCCAUUCGAGGAGGACACCUCAUCUAGUGAUGGCACAGGCUCCAAUACGCCGACUCCGCUGGGGCCCAUCUCAACCUCGUCGUCGGCUUCUGUCGCUACCAGCAGUACCGCAACCCCAAUAGAUGUCAUCUCGAGUAGUCUGUUUGACUCUACGGCAGGCGACCAAGCUUUCAAUGCUCCCGCAUUCGCUCUUCCGCUUCCGUCGCCUGCGCUAUCUUCUGUGUUCAUCAUAUCGUACGUCCUCGCUUCCAUCUUCAUCUGUACUUUUGCGCGUGCAUGGCUAUGCGGAUACAGUGCUGACCGAUGAGGCAAGACAAGAGCAACCGGCAAGGAUAUUUCCCAGCUACGCCGCAGUGGCGGCCAUGUAACUGCUUGCUCACGCGUUCUAUUUCUUUCUGUUG